Molecule: messenger RNA, 942 nt
Organism: Dendrobium catenatum
Lineage: Eukaryota; Viridiplantae; Streptophyta; Magnoliopsida; Asparagales; Orchidaceae
Exons: 1
Coding region: 1-942 (313 amino acids)
Source: RefSeq, a predicted model, not a curated record
AUGUGGCCAGUGCAUCAGCUUGAUGUAACAAAUGCAUUUCUUCAUGGGAGCAUUGACGAGACCAUUUACAUGCGGCAACCUAUCGGCUUUGAGGAUACUCAUCACCCUGACUACGUUUGUAAGCUAAAGAAAGCAAUUUAUGGCCUUAAACAGGCCCCUCGUCAGUUGUUCCAAACAUUUUCUAACUUUCUUAAAACUCUUGGUUUCUCUCCGGCCAAAGCCGACUCUUCUCUAUUUACACUGCAUACUAACACCAGUCGGUUAUACCUGGUUAUAUAUGUUGAUGACAUCUUAAUAACUGGAAAUGAUUCUUCCUUACUUGACAUGAUUAUCUUGCAGCUAAACCAAAAAUUUGAUAUGAAAAUUCUCGGGCCAGCACACAGUUUUUUGGGAAUCAAGAUCUCCAAAGAUCAAAAUUCCUAUCUGUUAUCUCAAACACAAUACGUGGAGUCUAUUCUAACCUCCGCUAACAUGAGCACGUGCAAGCCCUUGGCAAAUCCAGCGACCGCAAAACCUGUCAACAACAACAAAGCUCACGGCAUUCCUCCUGAUCCAAAACUUUACCGGCAAUUGACGGGGUCCUUACAGUAUCUGACUAUAACAAGACCAGAUAUAGCAUUUGCGGUCAAUCAACUAUGUCAGCAUAUGCACAAUCCAGAAUCGGAACACUUCGUACUUCUCCACAGGUUACUUCGUUACAUUAAGGGUACAAUCUCAUUUGGUUUACCUAUUUUGCAGGGCAGCAUGGAAUUACAUUCAUAUUCAGACGUAGAUUGGGCCGGCGACAAAGAAACCAGACGUUCUACCUCUGGCUAUUGCUCCUUCCUUGGCAACACUCUUAUUUCAUGGAGCGUUAAAAAGCAGCAUACGGUUGCUCGAUCGUCUACGGAAUCCGAAUACCGAGCUCUUGCCUCUGCUCUUGUCGAUAUCCUAUGGCUUUGA